This is a messenger RNA of Vicia villosa (hairy vetch), 1071 nucleotides long. RefSeq lists its product as uncharacterized. Lineage: Eukaryota; Viridiplantae; Streptophyta; Magnoliopsida; Fabales; Fabaceae. The transcript has a single exon. Bases 1 to 1071 code for a protein of 356 amino acids. The record is from RefSeq and is a predicted model, not a curated record.
AUGAUUCACAUGUGCAGUAUGGAACAUUACCAAUUCUAUCGUAGUUGGAUGUAUGAUAGAAUGUUUCCUGGACGACGUGGGCUUAAACCACUUUUAAUGGAAGGAGUUGCCGCGUUUCUCUCGUAUGCGUUUGCUCAAGAAUGUUGUCGCAGGGAAGGAGGGGUAAGGUGUCAGUGUUUAAAGUGUGGUUGCAGAAAUAUUAUUAGUGACCCUAGUGAAGUGAAACGUCACUUGGAGAGAGUGGGUUUUAGGCCAAAUUACUGGGUUUGGACAUCUAAUGGGGAAACAAUGCAGGAGAUGAAUAUAGAGGCUUCUAGCAGUCAAACACAUAUAGAACCUGAUAUAAAUAGAGUUGAUCCAGGGAGUAGUUCAUCACAUAUGCAAUGCCAGGAGCAAUUUAAUAUCGUCGAGGAGAUGUUCACUGACGCAUUAGGGGUGAAUGUGGCGUAUGAUGAACCACAAGACUUAGAUGGGGAAGAGCUCCCGAAUGAGAAAGCUCAAAGGUUUUAUCAGCUGUUGAAAGAAAUAAAUAUACCAUUGUUUGAGGGGUCUUCUGACUCUAAGCUAUCAAUGUGUGUGAGACUUUUGGCUGCGAAAUCAAAUUGGAAUGUUCCUGAUCAGUGUUUAGAAUUCUUUGCGAGAUUGAUGUUGGACGCGACUCCUGUGAAAGAAAACAUGCCUACAAGUUAUUAUGAUGCAAAGAGGUUGGUGUCGAAGUUGGGAUUAGAAGUAAAAAAGAUUGAUUGUUGCAUUAGAGGUUGCAUGUUGUUUUAUGACAACGAGUUUGGUACAAAUGAUGGGGAAUUGGAGGAAUGUAAGUUUUGUGAGAGUCCGAGGUAUUUAGUUAGCAGUAAAGGAGUUAACCAAAGGCAAAAUCGCAUUGCAACAAAAUCUAUGUUCUAUCUACCAAUAAUACCUAGGUUGCAAAGAAUGUUUGCAUCAAUGCACAGUGCAAGCCAAAUGGCAUGGCACCAUACAAACAGAAUUAGUUCAGGCAUGAUGCGACAUCCAGAAUACAAAAUGACUUUUAGAAGAUUGUUCAUUGAUUUGAGUUUUUCCCAAAGAUCCUAA